This is a messenger RNA of Cooperia oncophora, 309 nucleotides long. The record is from the annotation of a GenBank genome assembly. Lineage: Eukaryota; Metazoa; Nematoda; Chromadorea; Rhabditida; Trichostrongylidae.
AUGUUGCAUUACAACGUUAUCAGAUAUCUUUUCAGGGAGCACGGAUCAACGCCCAUAGAAAUGUACUCGCUGCAUGCUCAAAUUAUUUCAAAGCCAUGUUUACAAACGACACGGCUGAAAAGCACGUCCGAGAACCUACGAAACGUGAUCAAUGUGGAAGCCUCUACUCUUGCUGCUCUCGUAAAGUUCUGUUACUCAGGAAAGAUCAUGAUCACAGAGGAUAAUUCACUGAGUAUUCUGGCCGCAGCAUGCUAUUGUUUUCAAUUGGAGGAAGUUCAGGUUUGUAAGACGGUAAAACUAAUUUGCUGA